CGCCACUCCUUGUACGGCGCAAAUGAGUCGUGUCUAAAGACAACCUCACCCUCUCGGUUCCUCGACUCCCCAUUACCUCUCCGCUUCCCAGUUACCUGGUUUCUCUUUGGAAAUGGGAAUGUUUCGCGGAUCAAGGAAGAAUCAGAAGAUGUUCUUGGAUAAGCUGUGUAUUUUCGUAUUUUCAACCUUUCCGACAGCAUUUUGGUCUCCAGUAUUAUGCUCUGUAGAACAGAGAAUCAACUACAAUGGUCUGGGUGACAACACUGUAUGUCCUAAUAUAAGGAUCGGACAAGAUGACUUGCCAGGAUUUGAUCUUAUCACCCAAUUCCAAUUGGAUUCAAUACCACUGCGGGGUGUGGGGAGAGUGGAAGGUUCCACUCCACUGCAGAUUGCUUUCAGACUUGACAGAGAGGCCAACUUUGAAAUCCCAACGAGAAUAAUUUACCCACGGGGAUUGCCUGAAGAUUAUUCCUUUGUCACCACCUUCAGGAUGGUAAAAAACACAGUUAACAAAGUGUGGAACGUGUGGCAGAUUGUGGACGAAAAUGCCAAUAAGCAAGUUGGCCUAAGGUUGAACGGGGACACGCAGUCCUUGGAGUUUUAUUUAGUCAGCUCGGAUAGUAGUUUGCAAUCUGCCGUUUUCCAAGGUGUUUCACAGAUUUUUGACACUGACUGGCAUAAGAUCCUAGUCGGCGUGGAGAGGGACACUGUCAGCUUAUUCGUGGACUGUCAUCAUGUUGCAUCCCAGUCCAUCAAACCAAAGGGCACUGUUGAUGUCGAUGGUGAUACUCUGAUCGGGCGUCUGGACACAAACCCUGAAGUAUCAGUAGUGUUUGAACUACAGUGGAUGUUGAUUCACUGUGACCCACAACGAGCGCACCGUGAAUCCUGCGCUGAGCUAUCCAUACAGCAGCCUGAUUUCGAUUUCAGACCUGAUUAUGGAAAACCAAGCCAGCCAGGUCCAAUGGGACCUCCAGGUUUUCCUGGGUCACCAGGUCCUUCAGGAUUUCCAGGGAUUCCUGGAUCAACUGGGAUGGAUGGAAGAGAUGGAGUUGAUGGAGCGGUGGGUCCUCCUGGUCAUUCAGGUCUUCCAGGCCAGAAAGGAGAAAGAGGUGAUACUGGUUUCAUUGGACGACCCGGAAAACCGGGCAUUCCAGGCAUUAAUGGUCGUCCGGGUCUAAUUGGACCAGUGGGGCCAGAAGGCCGUGUGGGUCCGCCUGGUGUUCCUGGGUCAGAAGGUCCACCAGGGGUGUCGAAAAGUGGAAAUCCAGGACCACCUGGUGAAAAUGGUCUUGAUGGUGAACCUGGACUUCCUGGACCACCUGGUCAACCUGGAACAAAUGGAGGACCUGGUUCACCUGGACCUCCGGGACCUAUAGGCCCGCCAGGUGCAGCAGGAGAUGGAAGUGGUGAAGUUGUGUGUACAGUGUCCUGUCCCACAAGCCCGCCCGGACACCCUGGGCUACCCGGAUUUAAGGGCCAUAAAGGCCAAAAAGGUGUUGCUGGAGUUGCGGGUAAGGAGGGUCUGAAGGGGGAUCGUGGUUCUCCUGGGCCACAAGGUAUCAGAGGGAUUCCUGGAUCUGAGGGUUCUCGCGGACCUAGAGGUUUUCCUGGCUUAUCAGGAGACAAAGGGAGCAAAGGAAUUCCAGGAUUUAAUGGUUUGUCUGGGCCUCCAGGCCCACUAGGGCCUACAGGUCCUGAAGGUACAAGAGGUGGAAUUGGAGAACCAGGCAUCAAGGGUCCCAAGGGCCCAGAAGGAUCUCGAGGACCAUAUGGUGCUCCAGGACCUAAAGGUGAACCUGGUGCUCCGGGGCUUGCUGGCCGGGAUGGAAGUCCUGGAGUUGAUGGCAUGAAGGGUGAUGCUGGAAUACCAGGCCGAAUGGGAGAAACCGGAAUUCGAGGUUUACCUGGAUUACAUGGAUCACCAGGACAGAAAGGUCACGCCGGGGAAAAGGGGGAUACUGGUGAGGUGGGAUCGAUGGGACCUCUUGGAAUUCCAGGGGAGCCUGGUGAACCAGGAACACCAGGACACAGAGGAGACCAAGGUCCACGUGGCUCUCUUGGAACUCCUGGAGAGACUGGACUCAUUGGACCUCCUGGUUUACCUGGACCUGCGGGAACAAAAGGUGACUGUGGUCGACCAGGGCUUCAAGGACCUCAUGGUUUUCCAGGGGGAAGAGGAGAUAAGGGAUCUUCUGGCAUUCCUGGCCAUAAAGGAAAUGGGGGGAAACCAGGUGUGAAAGGUGAAACUGGACGAAAGGGUGAACAGGGAAUUCCUGGUGUUCAAGGCAGGAAAGGAGAGGUUGGCACUCUCGGUGGUAAAGGCCAAACUGGUUCACAAGGACCUCGUGGAUGGCAUGGGCUUCAGGGACCACCAGGUCCAGUUGGUGCUCGAGGAAUGGAAGGAAUACAAGGAACUCCGGGGUUUCCUGGCUCACCAGGUAAACAUGGCAAAGAUGCAAGUGAACACCGGAUCAGGGAGGUAUGCAUGAGCAUAAUUCAAGAGCAAAUGUCUCAACUGUCUGCUAGCUUAAGGCAACCAGUAAUGCCUGGACAACCAGGCCGGCCUGGACCAUCUGGUCCUCCAGGACCUGCUGGACCUCCAGGAGUUGCAGGCCAUCCAGGUGCUGUCGGCCCAAAAGGUAUCAAAGGUCACCAAGGUUACCCUGGUCAACCAGGAUCAAAAGGACAACAAGGAGAAAGGGGUGAGAAGGGUGUAGAAGGUAUCGGUCUUCGCGGAUCACCAGGCCCACAAGGAUCACCCGGUAUUGUCGGUAUGCCUGGCAUUGGAAAGGAUGGCCGUGAUGGUGCCCGUGGUGAAAUUGGCCUUCCAGGUGAACAAGGACAUCCAGGCCCACAUGGGCUAAGAGGAUUUCCUGGUAUCUGUGAUGCUUCUUCAUGCAUGGGUCCACCUCAUCUCUACAUGGGUAUGGGAAUUGGCAAGAAAUCUAUGAGCAUGAAAGGGCCGUCCAAAUAACAGAAAACAGUCAUUAUGUGUAAGAAAGAACUGCAAAUGCUGGUUUAAAUGGAAGGUAGGCACAAAAUGCUGGAAUAACUCAGCGGGUGAGGCAGCAUCUCUG
Molecule: messenger RNA, 3080 nt
Organism: Amblyraja radiata (thorny skate)
Lineage: Eukaryota; Metazoa; Chordata; Chondrichthyes; Rajiformes; Rajidae
Product: collagen alpha-1(IX) chain-like
Exons: 37
Coding region: 113-2977 (954 amino acids)
Source: RefSeq, a predicted model, not a curated record